Coregonus sp. 'balchen' is the source of this 8081-nucleotide messenger RNA. NCBI's taxonomy places the organism in Eukaryota, Metazoa, Chordata, Actinopteri, Salmoniformes, Salmonidae. The record is from the annotation of a GenBank genome assembly.
AUGGGUUUGUCUGGGCGAACCAAUCAGGUCCCUCCCUGCCAUAGAUCGGUGCUAUAAUACAUAGCAGUAAAAGCGGUCUGCUCGCACAAGCCGCUGUAGCUCGACUACGCAGAGAUUCCGUGGCUAAUUUUCCCACUUUUUACCCACGUAGCAACGUCCUUCCUUCGAUGUGUUCCGUUAUCAUUUUAAAGAGGCGUUCAUUUCCGCACCUGCCACGGUAGUGAUCGGGGGGCACGGUAGCCUACAGACGAACUAGAGGAGGAGACAAGGACAUUGUGGAAGCAGUGGCGCGAGAGGCAGGAGAGAUAUAGAAACGGCCGCCGAUUGAUAACAUACUGAGGCUCCGAGUAAUUUAGAUUUUAUGGACGAAAUGCUGCUGUUGACAAGAAUCGUUCUGGUCGGGUUGAUCUGCUUGUCCUUGGUGUCCUCUGGGAUGGGUUGUGGACCGGGCAGGGGCUACGGGAGGAGAAGACAUCCGAAGAAGCUGACCCCUCUUGCAUACAAGCAGUUCAUCCCAAACGUCGCGGAGAAGACCCUAGGGGCCAGUGGCAGAUAUGAAGGCAAGAUCACACGGAACUCCGAGCGAUUUAAAGAACUGACUCCCAAUUACAAUACUGACAUUAUCUUUAAGGAUGAAGAGAACACCGGUGCGGACCGGCUCAUGACUCAGGUAAAACGAAUACAUGUUUAAUGCCGUGCAUCUUCUAGCACACUGUCUAACACAACCUUUCACAUAAGGAUGAAGAUUGCGCACCACAAAUAAGGACAUAUUUAGGUCUCAGGUCUGUGCUUUUUAAAGGAGAUGUGUGAAAAGGUUCCGUUUCAAUCUCAGAGCAUUGCACUUUUGAUUAGGUCCUGCAUGGGUAAGGCUUUCAUAAUCAAACCAGAGACAUGACAUAGGCCUACUGGCAUUUCGGUAAGAAACUCGGCCUUCAUGAUUGUGGCAGUUUAUUUGAAAUAUUUAUGUGGUCCUCUCUCCUCAUAUCUAUAUUUGUAUCAAGGCCUUGUCUUGUGCAGACGCACAUAGGCUGUUUAUGCAUUAGCCUACUAUAUAGCAUUUAGAUAUUCAGCUAUUGCACCGUUAAGAUUUAGAUUACAUCUUGUUUUAAAUCUUAAUUUCAGUCAUCUGAUCUGGCAUCUAUGACUAAAACAGCGGUGUUGUUUAUGCAUGGUUGGCGCAUUCAGAUAUUUCUUGCAUACUGUUAUUCACCCUUUCGCAGUAUAGUGUUUAUCGGCGCAUGAAGACUGACAUUUCUUUGAGAAUGUUCUGAACACUAUCACUACUUCAUAAAUGGGUGGGACGCGGCCAAUUUGUGCAAUGAUAUAGCAAGACUGUGCCUCGGGUAAUGCAUUUGCUUUGGAAAGGCUGAGUGGCAAAAAAGCAUUAGUGGCAAAUAAGCAUUGUCGUACCUGUGAAUCAGAUUUCCCUUAGCCAAAUGCUAGGGUGUGAUGUCUUCAUAAGAUUCUGGGUGGCUAGCUUGCAUGCAUGGUCCAUAAAAAUAUGGGUCAGAAAUGCACAGUCUGGAUAGCAUGACUCGCGCCCAUAAGGUUACUUGAUUUCCAGCUACUGUUAGGCUAUUUUGGGUGUUUAUUGCGCUUAUGUCGCACUGCUAUUUUAAUAAUAACCGAAUUACUUUAGUCCGGCCACCUUAAAAUGCCACUGAACCUGAAGUAGUGUGAUGGAGGUGCGCGUGCCGGACUCCCUGGACCGUAUACAGCGACAUGGGCACGAGCUCUGAUUAAAUAUUCACCCUGCGUGCAGUCUCAACAUCUCUCUUAAACGCUCCCUUCCCUUCUUCCAAUAUAUACGUUAUCACACUUUAAAUGGAGGCUAGAGUGAAAUUCAACCUUUUAUUCUGUCUAUAGCCCUCGGCCACUACCAGUUAAAGCUGUGGUUGAACAGGGAAUUGUGCCAACGACUCUCCUUUUUGGACACACCAUCCCCAUUUACCGGCCUUCUUUAUCGAUCUGAAUAGAGUAGAGGAAGUAUUUUGGUUUAAUUCUGAUAUCACUGCAUAAACAAAUGCGCCAAACCAUAAAAAACAACAUAUUAAUGGCAUUAUGAGUUACAAAAUAAGGUAAUUGUUUUCUGCCUUGUGCUAGGCUAUAAUUCAAAGAAAGUUGAAUUAUUUGAAAUAGGACAUAUUUGCAAUAGAUAAACCAGGCAAGGCAAAGGAGGCUCAUAAACAUAAGCGGGAGCAUUUGAACGUAUGACCUUUGGUCAAUGAGAAGAGGAAGCUUAAACAAAGUUCAGACAAAACAUGUAUUAAAGUAUGGAGUGCUAAGUACUUAUUUGCUGUUUAGUGGCGCACUGCCUAGCCCUAAUGUAUAGAUGCACCUGCAACAACAGCACGAGUUAGAGAUAAACAAACGUAAUAUCUGAAUAAUAUGAAGAGCUAAUGGUUAGCAUCUAGAAUAUGUUUGCCAUCGUCUAUAUUGGAUGGUUGUUGUGCGUAAAGGUCAAUCCAGUGGGCUGUCUUAGGGACGGCGCGGACGCACUGUGGGUGCACAGGUGCACUGAAAGUUGUAGGCUAUAUGAUGGAUUCCUGGAAUAGUCUCACUAUUGUUUAAUCAAACCGUAAUGUCAACGUAGAUGAAACGUGUGUCUGUUGUGGUUUCAUAAAUGUAAAUAAAACUCCAGGUAAAGUGAUGACUAUAAAAGCGUGAUGCCCCAGGCUGCGACAACUCAUUUUGAGUGAGCGGGUUAACCAAGCAGCCCCUCAACUACAAAGACAAGUUCGUUUCGAGGAAAGUUAAUGACGUCCUCGCUUUACAGACAUUUUUUAGCGCGCAGCCCCCGAAGAGUCUGUCGGGAAUAAAUACAUCACAUGGUCGUCUGUAGCAAGCACAGCUUAAUGUGAACUGAAUAUAGCCAGGCAAACGAGGCGAUAUUGAGACGGACCAGUGGGUUGUUUGCACUGACAGGUACCUGAUAAGUGUUUCCUCUAACCAAUUCAUUUGUGAGAAGAUUAAGAGGCAGGCUGCGGGCGAGGCUUGUUGAACAACUUUAGUCUGAGCACAAAGCGCCGCGGAGGGAUGCUGCUGGGCUUCACGGUGAAUGAACAGAAUUUGGCUUGAUUUGCGGCACACGACCCAAUGAAUUAAUAAAUAGUUUAGGCUUCACGGCUCUUGACUCCGGCUAUCGUACUCAGAAUGUGCAGGAAAAGGUUUUGGAAUGGCCCCUUUGCUUUUUUCACCCACUGCAUGCUACAAGUGCGAGUAUAAUGUUGGUUUGUUUUGACGUUUCGCAGGAAAGACGGGUUAGGCUAAUUGAGAUAUCACUGGAAGGCUAACCUUAUGACCAGCAUGUCUUGGGGAUCCUUGCCAACAAACGGGAAAGGAUGGAGUGGUGGCCCAUGUGUUAGUGUGUGUGUGUGUGUCUUACUAGCUCUAUAUAGAUAGUUCGUUUUUUAGGGAAGAGAACCAAACCACCUCCAGUUGAGUAGUCCUGUCAUGUCCCAAGAACUUGGGCGACGAGAAUAAUUAAACUUUCCCUCUGGUUGCGGUGAAAAUACACUUUGUGAUGUUUUAUUUUACAUAGACCCUAUUGGUUAAGUGUUGAGAAGGGUUGUCUUGGAGAAGGCCAAGCAUCUCACAAAGGGUCCCGAGAUAGGUUAGAGUGCAACAUUCCAAUUAUAGGAAACUAUUUUAUAACUCAGUUAUUUCUGAAGAUUAUCCUUAAUAUCAAUUAUUUAUUCAAAGAAAACACACAGCUUAGCCUACUAAAGUCUCUUGGGUUCAUUAAAGUGAUAUAUUCUUCCCAUUCAGAUGCAUUUUAAAUAUGUAAUUAAUUCCAGCAUUUCAUUUUAUUGGAGUCUAUCACAUCUUAUAGCAUCUUGGGAGAGAGUACAAAUAGGCCAUUGAGCGGUCGCACCUGUCCAAGGACCAGAUCUAUAUGUUUUAGGCCAGUGAAGCGAAUGCAAUGCCUUAUCAAUUUUUCAUCACAAGCUUCUCUAUCUGAGAUGUGCCCUCUAACGCUGCUCUUCACACAGAACAUUCGAGCUUAGGUAAUUCAAACAAACCAUUCACAUUGUUGUGAGUAGGCAUAUAUCCCAUCACAUAUCACUCCAUAGAACAACAUGAUGGACGAUAUUUAUUGAAUCUCAGUUGACCUUUAGUGUGGUGGAAUCUUGGAGAUAUUCAGGUUUAACAGAUGUAAUGAAAUGUUAACUAUUUAAUGAUUUGCAUUUUGGAAAGACCUUUGAAGACCUUGAACUAUAGGAAAAUGGCAACUCUAUAGGUUAAGGGUUUUGGCCUCGAACCAUGCAUCUACAAAAUAGCCCAUACCUUCAGGCUUUUGAAUUAAGAUUAUGAGCCAAUAUAUUAAUAUACACUGUCUGGAACAUAAUCCUUAAUAUCAUAUCAGGCUCAAAUAUUAGCUUAAUUUAUUACUUAGGCUUAAUACCCAGGCCUGAUAUACAUGAAAGGGUAUUAGCAUCUAGUGAGCAUGAUUAGUGAAUUUGAUACAUCUUAAUAGACGACUAACUGGUCCAUUUUCUUUCCCCCAGAGAUGUAAAGACAAGCUGAACUCCCUGGCUAUCUCCGUCAUGAAUCAGUGGCCAGGGGUAAAGCUCCGCGUCACGGAGGGCUGGGACGAGGAUGGGCACCAUUUCGAAGAGUCACUACACUACGAGGGAAGGGCAGUGGAUAUCACGACCUCCGAUAGAGACAAGAGCAAAUACGGCACGCUGUCCAGACUAGCAGUGGAGGCUGGAUUCGACUGGGUCCACUACGAGUCCAAGGCCCACAUCCACUGUUCUGUCAAAGCAGGUAGGGUGUGAAGUCAAGAAGCCGUUUGUCGCCAUCACUGACAUUAAAAACGAAUGUGAAUGGGAAACGUGGUAAUAACAGGGAAUAUAGCCCCCGCCCUCCCCCUUCAAAACAUUAUUAUGUUCGAUUUAAACUCGCACAUUUCAUUUGUCUGAAUUCCAGUUACUUACAUUAGCCUACAUCAAACCCACACAAUAAGUUGCAUGGACGUUGUUUAAAGGCCUAUUCCUCACCGAUUAACGAAUAAUGACAUUGAUGAUAAAGUUUUUUUUUUUUUUACAUUAUGCUACUCCAGCUAGAUAAUUAAUCAACAUAGAUUAUUGGAUAUAAAUAAACAACGUUUGUAGAAAUAAACAACGUUUCUAGGAUAUUAUUUGAUGCUCUCUCGUUAGCCAACCUCCAGAGUUCCCCACAAUGUGUCCUCUCGCUAUUCACUUGUUAUACCGUGAUCACUUAUCCCUUCAUUUUAGGCCCAUCAAUUUUAUUCUAGAUUGAUAGGCCUUUCUAGAUUUCAAAUAAGUAGGCCUACUCCAUAUUUUUUAGUUAUUUAUAGUAGUUGUGUUAUGUAUGGGUAAUUGCUGCCUGUUCAUGUUUAAUGCAUAGGCCCUACCAUACUUUUUCAUGAUCUUAUAUCGCCUCACACCGUCUCUUCGAUGGAACCACGACAUUAUAUUUCACAAAAUCUAUCCCCACACUCAUAAAAUGCCAUGGCCUAUACUUUCAUUUUGUGCCCUGUUCCUGUAAGCUAACUGAUAGGCUAUGGACUUCAAAAUCACUGCAUGUUAAGAGAAGGCUAUUCGAGUUAACUAAACACAUUACAGCUUUAGAUGUGUAGAUUUGUAUUAUUUUUCGAUCGAAACAAUCUAUUCUAGGGCUAUGUUUGGAUCAGUGUUGGCCUUCCAAAAUGUAUAUGAAUUUUACCAAAGUACUUUAGACAAAUCUUUUGGGUUAAAAUCAUCUCUUGAGUUUCCUAAAAACCAUAUGGAAAUCGACUUAGGCCUAUUCUUCCGAAGAGAACAUUUGCGUUUUUUAUUUAAUGGAAAAUCUAUUUAAAAUUCAACACACUCGUUUUGAGAUCAUAUAGUCCGUGUCAUUAGGGGUCAUGUGACUUUACCAAAGGGAUUUAGACUUACACAUGUUGAAUUCGUUUGGGGCAAAUCUAGUUUUCAAUUGUCACCAUACUUCAUGCCACAGAAUCUUAAAAGAAGAUUAGAUCCAGAAAUUCAGAGAGGGUCGGUUCUAUUCUGUGGCUGUGUGUGUUUACUGACAGUGUGAUCCUGGAGAUCGGAAUGUAAAGAGUUCUCCCAAGGCCCGAAUUAUUGUCAUCAAGAUUGACAACAAAGCGGGGGAGAGGUGGUAAAAAGAAGGGACAUUGAUGUUGGUCGACUGCAAGCAUUUAGAGUCUGGGCCCUCAUUUAAAUUCAAAUCUGCAUCUUGAGAGGCUUGGAAAAGUGUCUCCACUGGGUAAAUAGUCUUUGCGGCGCCCUUGGUUUUUUUCUGAGAGUACUAGGCUAUUUGUGUGAAUUGUCACAUAGAGGUUUCUGCACCUGAGCAAAUAUGGGAAGAGAAGCUGGGAAAGGCGCAAGUGUUAUUUUCCAAGAAUGGCUAGGUCCACAAGCUGAUUUAGAAUGACAAUGUCCGCUCUAUAUUGGUUUUUAAUUAACGUUAGAAGACCCAGGGCUUUCGGUUUUCUCAUCUCACACAACAAGAAGCAGCCAAUAGGCCUUCGUUUUUUGUGAAGGAGUUCCACAUUCACAUAAUGCCAAAUGAAAGCAUAUGGCUGGGGGGGGGGGGGGGGGGGGGGGGGAUAUAUAAUGUAACCUAAAUGAUAUUCAUAAAUGCGCCUAAAAUCACAAUUUUCAUUCCUCUUUCCUUUAAAAAGUAUGGAUAUAGCCAAUAAGCUUAUAUGUGACAGUGGUUAAUUCAUAGGCUUAUUAGGCCCAUGUGCUAUAAACAUAUUCCACAGUGCUGAGCUCAAAACUCGCCCUGCUCUCAUGGGUAAAUCAAAUAAUAUAUGGAUAUAUAUACAUAAUCACUAAUACAAUCUCUUCUAUUUCAACAGAAAACUCAGUUGCUGCCAAAUCAGGAGGCUGCUUCCCAGGCACCGCUUCUGUAACUCUCAAAGAUGGAAGCAGGAAGGCAGUGAAAGACCUCAGAGUUGGUGACAAAGUGCUGGCAGCCAACAGUGAUGGGAACCUCGCAUAUAGCGACUUCAUCAUGUUCGUGGACCAGGACUCUGCAACCAGAAGAGUGUUUUAUGUGAUAGAGACUAAAGAACCAGCCCAGAAAAUCACCCUUACUGCUGCACAUCUACUCUUUGUGGUCAACAACUCAACGGAUGAUCUCCACAGCAUGUCAGCAGUAUUUGCGAGCAAAGUCAAACCUGGACAAAAGGUGGUCGUCUUUGAUGAUUUGCAUAACCAACUGAAGUCGGUCACCGUAGAACGGAUUUACAGGGAGGAGCACGAGGGGUCAUUUGCGCCUGUGACGGUUCAAGGAACCAUCGUGGUAGAUCAGGUGCUUGCAUCAUGUUACGCGGUAAUUGAAGACCACAAUCUUGCGCACCUGGCGUUUGCACCUGUCAGAAUGAGCUACUGGCUGUCCUCGUUGCUAUCCCCGAAAGUCUACUCCAUGCCCAACGCCACCUUACACGAGGACGGAGUGCACUGGUACUCCAAGAUUCUAUAUAAAUUAGGAACGUGGCUCUUGGAUAGCCACGCGCUUCACCCACUGGGGAUGUCAAUAAACUCAAGUUGAAACCUCAUAUGGAAAAGCAAAAUAAGACUUAUGUAGGACAAUAAACAAUAGUAGAAUAAAAAAAGAGACCCCAGCGGAGUUGGGAUAUUUAUUUCAGUGACUUUUACAUGUGUCCCUUUCAAAGAAUGAAUGGAGCCUUAAAAGUUUUCUUUGAAUAAUUUAUUCUCAUGUGAACUCGCUGGUAUCACACGGAUGGAUUCUAAAACUGUGUGACCAGCAAAUUGUGCAGAAUCUAUUUUUGUAUAUCUCAAGUAAACCGCAAAGAAAAAGAAGACCAUGUAAAAAGCAGCAAACUUCUUGACAGGUUGCAAUGUUCUGUGCAUAUUAUGUGCAACUGACUGUUCUAUUUUGGGGAUAAACAAACUUCGUGGGGGUCCAUAAAUUAUAUUUUUAUACACAGAAUUGUAAAUUAGAUUUUGACAGCUCGUUACCGAAUCACAUUUCGUUAUUUGAAAUAGUGUAAGAUACGAGAAUAUAUUUUAAUUUAAAUAGUUGGGAAAAGUCUUGGAAAUCUUGUAUUGUUUUGUUUAUUAAGAAUUCUAUUAUUUUGGAAA